CAAAACAAACGAACCAAACGACCUCCUUUCUUCUACCUCUCUUUGUUUUCCAAUUUCCUUCAUUCUCAGCUCACAAGAAUUCAAAAUAUUUUUGUUCCCAAAAAGCCCCUCUCUUUCCACUCCAACGCCAAAUUCAAACUCAAAGAAUCAAAACAAUUCAAAAACAUGAUCGUCAGAACCUACGGCCGCCGCAAUCGAGGCUUAACAAGAACGUACUCCGACUCAGCAGAAGACGACGACAACGACGCCGUUUUAGACCAUUCAUUUAGAGAUUCCUUUUCUUUAUCACAGGAAAACAACAACCCAUCUCAAGAUUUGUACAGCUUACCCUUCUCAUCACAAGAAUCCUCCUCUUUUUGGCCGUCCAAUCACGACGAUCCGUACAGUUUCAGUCAAGAAAAUCAUAAUAAUUUCGCCUCAGCAAGCGGCGUCGUUUCGAGAAAAUCCAAGAAACCAAGAAAUGGCAAAUUUGAAAUACCCAAUUGUAAUAAUAAUUCAAAUUCGAAUUCGAAUUCUAGGGUUUUGGUUCCUGUGAGUUCUACGACUUUAAUGGAGGCGCAAGAGUUUGGGGAGAUGAUGGAGCAUGUUGAUGAGGUUAAUUUUGCACUUGAUGGGUUAAAGAAAGGUCAGCCUGUGAGGAUUAAGAGGGCUAGUUUGUUGUCUCUUUUGGAGAUUUGUAGCACUGUGCAGCAGAGGCGUCUGUUAAGGGCUCAGGGGUUGGCGAAGAUGAUAAUUGAUGCUAUUUUAGGUCUCAACUUUGAUGACUCACCUAGCAAUCUAGCUGCUGCAACUCUUUUCUACGUUUUGACGGGUGAUGGGCAAGAUGACCACCUUUUGGAAUCGCCAAGUUGCAUUCAGUUUCUGAUUAAAUUGUUGAAACCUGUUGUUUCUUCUGCUUCUGAAGACAAAAUCACAAAUAUAGGUAGUAAGCUUUUGGGGUUACGCAGAGAUUUAGACAUUUUAAGGGAUACGACUAAACUGGUAGAUUCCAGUUCUUCUUCCAUUGCUGCCAAAGUUCAGGAAAUUCUUGUUAGCUGCAAGGACAUGAAAUCAUGCUGUGAGGAUGAUACUGAAGUAAAGCGGCCAGAACUGAGCCCCAAAUGGAUUGCUUUGUUGACCAUGGAGAAAGCUUGCUUAUCCAAGAUCUCUUUUGAAGAUACAUCUGGCAUGGUAAGGAAGACAGGGGGCAAUUUCAAGGAGAAGUUGCGAGAGAUGGAUGGACUUGAUGCUGUUUUUGAGGCUGUCAUGAAUUGUCACUCAACUAUGGAGAGUUGGACUGGACAUGGUUCAUCUACCACUCACGAUGCAAAAGAUGACUCACACCUGCAGAGUCUGGUGAUACUUUUGAAGUGUUUAAAAAUCAUGGAAAAUGCUACAUUCCUAAGUAAAGAUAAUCAGAGCCAUUUGCUCGGAAUGAGAGGAAAUCUGGAUUCUUAUGGAUGCAGACGUUCAUUUACCAAACUUAUUAUGAGUGUCAUCAAGAUUCUAUCAGGUAUAUAUCUACUCAAAAGUUCCGCAACAGUCUCCGAUGAUGGGAAAUCUUGUGAUAUUUCUGAUGGCAGUCACCAUGCUUCUGAUUUGGCUUUAGUUGCAGCCGGCAGAGUGAAUAGCAAUGAAAUCAUUAACAUCAGUUCUUCGUCAAAUGUCUGUGGUUCAGAGAGGACCUUCUCUGAAAAGAGUUUUAAUAAAUCUCAGAAAUCCAUUUCCCCGAUUAGUGUUCCUUCUUCCAGUUCCGAUACCACAACUAUGUUAAUGAACAAUGCUUGCCAACUGAGGAUGCGGAUCCAUUCUUCAAUAUCUGGCUCGAGCAGUGGGACAAUAGGAUCUAGUUGUGCAACACCUUUAACUAGUAAUGGGCGGAGCACAAAAUUUGGGCUUCCAGAGAGGAAUAUUUCCGUAAAAAGUUCUGAGUAUGACCUUUUAGAGGAUAGCCUGGAUCCUUAUGCAUUUGAUGAAGGUGAGUUUCAGCCUUCAAAGUGGGAAUUACUAUCAGGAAAACAGACAAAAUCUAGAUCUCGAAAUCCUGAUGUAACCUCAAGAGUACGUGAAGAUGAAUAUCAGCAUCAACUGAUGAGCCAAGAAGAAUUAAGUAAUGGUGAAAACUGCCAACAAAAAUCAAAAAAUGUGGAGUGUCAUCCUUCACAGAUGAAUUCUAGUUCAAAUGCCUCGGAAAAAGAACUUCUCAGCCUAAUGGCAGACUGUCUCCUAACUGCAAUCAAGGUUCUAAUGAACUUGACGAAUGACAAUCCUAUUGGCUGUGAACAAAUCGCUAAUUGUGGAGGACUCGAGAUGAUGUCUUCUUUGAUUGCUGGCCACUUCCCGUCAUUCGGCUCAUCUUUAUCUUUCUUCAGCAAGAUCAAAGAGGAUGCCUCAAGCAUUGAACUUGAAAAUCAGAAUGAUAAUCAUCUCACUGAUCAAGAGUUGGAUUUCCUUGUGGCUAUAUUGGGCCUACUAGUGAACUUGGUUGAGAAGGAUGAGCAUAACAGGUCAAGGCUGGCAGCAACGACUGUUACGGUGCCGAGUUCAGAAGGGUCAGAUGAAGAAAGCGGCAGGGAUGUAAUUCCACUACUGUGCUCUAUAUUUCUGGCAAACCAAGGAGAAGUUGAUGCAGCGGGAGAAGGAAACAUGGUGUCAUGGAAUGACGAAGCAGCCUUGCUUCAAGGAGAGAAGGAAGCCGAAAAGAUGAUUGUCGAAGCUUAUGCAGCGCUCCUACUUGCAUUUCUUUCAACAGAAAGCAAGAGCACACGUGAUUCUAUUGCCGAUUAUCUUCCAAAUCACAGCCUAGCCAUUCUUGUUCCUGUUUUGGAGAGAUUUGUGGCAUUUCAUUUGACGUUAAACAUGAUUUCGCCGGAAACUCAUAAAGCUGUGAGUGAAGUAAUUGAAUCAUGCAGGAUUCCGUAAAAGCUCGCAACAAAAAGCUAAUUUUUAGUAAAUCUUCUCUCCCCUUCUUAUUAGAUGAGCUUCUGUUGUACACAACACAAUGCCCAUUAGAUUGCGGCAGCGUAGCCAUUAAAAAUGACCUGCCUGCAUUAUAGUCUGAAUGACCCUUUGUGCGUUUAUUCUUUCUUCCCUUGCCCUCCCCUGUAUGACAGUAUUCUUUUUAUACGGUGCUGGUCAAGACACGCUUGUAUACAAAAAUCGUAGUAAAAUCAGAUGCUGUUUCUUUGUGCUUUGUUAUGUAUGCAAUCUUCUUCUC
Mercurialis annua (annual mercury) is the source of this 3196-nucleotide messenger RNA. Its product is annotated as wings apart-like protein 1. Bases 166 to 2901 code for a protein of 911 amino acids. The record is from RefSeq and is a predicted model, not a curated record. The transcript is spliced from 13 exons. Gene Ontology annotation, biological process: regulation of chromosome condensation. Lineage: Eukaryota; Viridiplantae; Streptophyta; Magnoliopsida; Malpighiales; Euphorbiaceae.